ACACUCUUCACGGAGAUGGACACACUGCAGCAUGACGGCGAGGAGAUGGAGUGGAAAGAGUCGGCCAGGUGGAUAAAGUUUGAAGAAAAGGUGGAGGAAGGCGGGGAGAGGUGGAGCAAGCCCCACGUGUCCACGUUGUCUUUGCACAGCCUGUUUGAGCUGCGGACGUGUCUACAGACGGGAACAGUGCUCCUGGACUUAGAUGGCUACUCUUUGCCCCAAAUUAUAGACGAUGUCAUUGAGAAGCAGAUCGAGGAUGAUCUGCUCAAGCCAGAACUGCGGGAGAAGAUAACCUACGUGCUCCUCAGGAAGCACCGUCACCAAACUAAGAAGCCAAUCCACCGGUCCUUGGCUGACAUCGGCAAGUCCGUCUCCUCCAACACAACCAACGCGACCUUGUUCGAUGCUUCAGCUCCAGUGGCACCAAACACCACUAACAUUUCUCUGUACAAUGCUAUUAACCUAACAGCUCUGGACUGGACCCAGCUGAGUAAGAAGGAGUGUCUCAAAUACGGCGGCAGCUUAGUGGGGAAAUCCUGUAAAUUCGUGCCUGACCUGGCCCUUAUGUCCUUCAUCCUCUUCUUCGGGACUUACUCCAUGACCUUGACCCUGAAAAAAUUCAAAUUCAGCCGCUAUUUCCCCACCAAGCUGCGUAAACUUAUUAGCGAUUUCUCUAUCUUUAUGUCCAUACUAAUGUUUGUGGGGCUGGAUGUGCUUUUUGGACUCAACACCCCAAAGCUCCAAGUGCCUACUGAUUUUAAGCCCACCCGUGUGGACCGAGGGUGGUUCGUGUUUCCCUUCGGGAAGAACCCAUGGUGGGUUUACCUGGCGAGCGCCCUGCCCGCCCUCCUCGUCACCAUCCUCAUCUUCAUGGACCAGCAGAUCACGGCCGUCAUCGUCAACAGGAAGGAGCACAAGCUGCGGAAAGCAGCGGGCUACCACCUGGACCUGUUCUGGGUGGGCAUCCUCAUGGCUGUCUGCUCCUUCAUGGGGCUGCCCUGGUACGUGGCUGCCACUGUCAUCUCCAUUGCCCACAUCGACAGCUUGAAGAUGGAGACGGAGACCAGCGCCCCAGGGGAGCAGCCCCAGUUCCUGGGUGUCAGGGAGCAGAGAGUGACGGGCAUCAUCGUCUUUGUGCUGACGGGGAUUUCUGUCUUCCUGGCCCCUAUCCUGAAGUACAUUCCCAUGCCGGUGCUCUAUGGCGUCUUUCUGUACAUGGGCGUCGCGUCGCUGAAUGGCAUCCAGUUCUGGGACCGCUGCAAGCUCUUCCUCAUGCCAGCCAAGCACCAACCCGACUAUGUCUUCCUCCGGCACGUGCCAUUACGUCGCAUCCACCUCUUCACGCUGGUGCAGAUCAUCUGCCUGGCUGUCCUCUGGAUCCUCAAAUCCACCGUGGCCGCUAUCAUCUUCCCCGUCAUGAUUUUAGCCCUGAUCCUGGUGAGGCGGCUGCUGGAUUUUGUCUUCUCCCAACACGACCUGGCCUGGAUUGACAACAUCAUCCCCGAGAAGGAGAAGAAGAAGGAGGAUGACAAAAAGAAGACGAAAAAAGGCAACAAAGGAGACAGCAGCAGCGAUGAGGAGGAAAGAGGUCCUCCACCUGGAGCUUUGCGUUCUGAUUCCUCCCCGAAUGGUUCAGACCUGGAUCGCAGUAUUACGCUUCACCUGAAGAUUUCAUGCCCAUCGUCUCCCGCAUUUAACUACUCCCGAAACCCCAUCUGUGCCGUGCCCCAGGUGAAGAUAGAGAUGGAGUCGGACUAUGAGGACACCGACACCGAAAAACCACCUCGGGACAUGGGCAGUGAGACCACACUAUAGUCCCACGCAGCACUUCCUCUGCGAUUUAUAUAUAUAUAUAGAUAUUUAUAUAUUCAUAUAUAUAUAUAAAGCAAAUUGGGCUUAUUUUUCUAUGUGAGAUGGAGGAGACCGGUGGCCCCAGGGGUCCAUUGCUCCGGUAGUUUUUAGCACCAUGAGUUAAAUGCGUUGUUGAAUUUCCUCCCUUUUUGUUGGGCGAAGGCAUCACCACUGGCAGCGAAACGAGGCUGAAAAGGUGGAGUUGAUGAUUUUUUUUUUUAACCUCUGCUCACCUCAGAAGCCGCUGCUGGGCUGGAGAAGCUGAAGGUGGUUGGGACUGUGGGAGCAGCUGGGCUGGGGUGAUGUUUUCAAGGGGGAUUUUUGGGAUGGGGAGGAGGUUUGCAUGGCUGAGAAGGAAGGGGGAGCACACGUCCCUGCUCCCCGAUCUCUGAAAUCACAGUGCCGCUCUCGAGGAGUCGUUUCAUGAAGGGGAUGGUGCAUGGGCCUUUGUGUUGGCAAGAGGAUGCCAGUCCAAGCCUUCUUUGCAGUACAGCAUCCCAGGCGUGGCGGUGGGCAUGCAGGAGGGAUUCGGGGUGGAUGCAUAUGAGGGGACAAGAAGGCACGGCAGGGUUGUAAAGGAGCCAGGGGCCCGGAGUGAUGCCCCGGGAAGGAAAGGCGGAAAAGCAGCUCAGGUUUAAGGUUGUUGAGGGCAGCCAGGCUGCAGCCGGAGAGCAGAGCAGGGGCCUUGGUUUCCACAGGGAACAGGGAACAUUUUCUGCAGGCAGGGGGGCAUGGUUUCUACCAGGAAAUGGUUGCUGCAGCAAAGCCAUUCAGUCGCCAGUCCCCAUGUCCUCACCCACAGCUCUCCCAGGGCCACCUGUAGCCCCACGGGUUGUUACAGCCCUAUCUCUUCCUCCAGCCAGGAGCCAUGAUCUGGCUGGAGCAGCCUGUCUGCCUGCCCAGCCCCUGCGCAAGGGCCUUUGCACCCACCCCAGCUCCUCCAUCCCAGUUAUUCGCACGUGGCUUAACAGCCAGCAGCUCCUAACAGGGAGGGGAAAGCAAGCCUGUCCCCCCCCCCCCACGUACCCACCCGUGCUUUUGGGCUUGCAUCCAGCAGCUCCCAGCUUGGUCUCCGCUGGCAUUUUGGCUCCGCAAAGGGGUCUUCCCUCCCACCGCUGCCUUCAGGUCCUCCGGGAAAGGAAGGGAAGGGAGCAGGGCAGGAGCCAGCACCAGCAUCAAGCUCAGUUUGGCUCUGUCCAGGUCUCACCACCUUUUUUUUCCCAGCAGCACCAGGGGGGUGAUGAAGCUUUUAAAGGAGUUUGGGUUUUGGGGUUUUUUUCCCCUCUUUCCACAGGCUAAGCCCAGCUGCAGUUUAGAAACACUGGUCUGAAGCAACCCUCUCAAAUCUGUUUCUUUUCCUUAAUUUUGCUAGAUGGAUUCUUUAUUUUUUUUCUCUAUUUCAAAUCUCACAGAGCCCUAAACCCUUACCCUGAGCAGAAACAGCCUACCUGAUAUUUAUACCAGCCAUACAGGGGUUUCUGGGACACCAGUUAAAUACUGCAACUGGUCUGAACCUUUGCAUGGAACAGAUCCCAGUUCUCUGUAAAUAGUUGAAUCCAACAAAGACUUGAAGGCAAUUUCAUAUUUAUAGCAAUUUUUUUUUCUGGUUCAAGUACAUUUCAUAGGGAAACAUGGCAAGAUAAAGAACACGGCAUUACUCCCGUCACCACUCAAGAGCCAUGUAGCUUGAUGUUAACAUUAAGAUUUCAACUUGAACACAUUGUUGUCUGUUUUGUAGCAUUUUGUACCCAUCUCCUGUGUGGUAGCUGAAGUGGGAUACAGGUAGGCUUAUCAUUUUAAUGAAACAGGUUUAUUUGCUUUACCCGGUACACAACACCCACCCCAGAAAGGCUUUGCGGACUCUGGUAGAUGUUUCCUAGAGCAGAGCUGAAGGCAGUCUAGCAUCCAGCUCAUUUUGACUAAAUUUGUCCAUUUCGCAAGGCUCAUAACAUGGUUUAUACUUUUGUAUAUGAACACAGUGGAACAUCUCAAGAGUUGCCACCUCCAUCACAGUACCGCAUUAGCCAUUUUGUAUUUAUCUGCAAUACAACCCAAUAAACCUCGUUUCAAUGAGUCUCUUUAGUGUCUUUCUGGUGCAGAGUCCUCCAACCUCAGCUCUCCUUCCCACAUUUAGUGUUUUUAUGAGUGCUCUCCCCUCCAGGAGAGGGCCACAAACAUGGAGUUAGUGCUGACUCACCAAGCACCUCCAGCAACAGCCCUUUAAUGUCACCACAAACCUUUCCUGCUCCCAAAAAGGUGGGAUCAGUCUUUCCAGGGACUACAUGAAGAGGAAGGAGUCCAAGGUCUACCUCACUACCCACAAACAACACUGCCUGUAAGUUUUUUCCAUCCUGCCAGCAGCAGCACAACCCCAGGUAAGGUCUGCAUUCAAUGGAUAAUUAGAGCUUGCAAACUCAUUAGAGGACUGAGUGUACACUUGUCGUGGUUUAGGCCCAGCCGGU
Grus americana (Whooping crane) is the source of this 4313-nucleotide messenger RNA. RefSeq names its product solute carrier family 4 member 5 (gene SLC4A5). The transcript is spliced from 14 exons. The record is from RefSeq and is a predicted model, not a curated record. Gene Ontology annotation, cellular component: plasma membrane. Bases 16 to 1815 code for a protein of 599 amino acids. Gene Ontology annotation, biological process: regulation of intracellular pH; bicarbonate transport; transmembrane transport. Gene Ontology annotation, molecular function: monoatomic anion transmembrane transporter activity; solute:inorganic anion antiporter activity; sodium:bicarbonate symporter activity. Lineage: Eukaryota; Metazoa; Chordata; Aves; Gruiformes; Gruidae.